This is a messenger RNA of Hydra vulgaris (swiftwater hydra), 1236 nucleotides long. Its product is annotated as ATPase ASNA1 homolog. Gene Ontology annotation, biological process: post-translational protein targeting to endoplasmic reticulum membrane. Gene Ontology annotation, cellular component: GET complex. Gene Ontology annotation, molecular function: ATP hydrolysis activity; ATP binding. The record is from RefSeq and is a predicted model, not a curated record. NCBI's taxonomy places the organism in Eukaryota, Metazoa, Cnidaria, Hydrozoa, Anthoathecata, Hydridae.
UUUCUUUUUAUUCUUUUGUUAUAACACUCAUAACUCAAUUUAAUGGUAAACUUUGCUUUCAUUAUAUAAUUAAAAUAAAAACACAGUAACAUGGCAACAGCUGAUGAGGAGUUGUCUCCAACUGUUCAACAUUUACUAGAUCAACCUUCUUUAAAAUGGAUUUUUGUUGGAGGUAAAGGCGGAGUUGGAAAAACUACUUGCAGUUGCAGUUUAGCUUCACAGCUUUCUUACUGUCGUAAAAGUGUUUUAAUCAUUUCCACUGAUCCUGCUCACAAUAUAUCAGAUGCUUUUGACCAGAAAUUCGGAAAGAAACCAACAUUAGUAAAUGGGUACUCGAAUUUGUUUGCAAUGGAAAUUGAUCCCAACUUUGGAAUGAGUCAAAUACCUGAAGAUGUUAUAGAAGAUGAUGGUAUUACUUCAGUUGGUAAAAAAAUGAUGGCUGAGCUACUUGGAGCAUUUCCUGGUAUUGAUGAAGCUAUGAGUUUUGCUGAAGUAAUGAAGUUGGUUCGAAGUAUGGACUAUUCUGUUGUAGUGUUUGAUACUGCUCCUACUGGACAUACUUUGCGUUUAAUUUCAUUUCCUUCUGUGAUUGAAAAAUCACUAGAAAAACUUAUUACACUAAAAUCUAGAAUACAACCAUUUUUAUCACAGAUGACUGGAUUACUAGGGAUGGGAGAUUCAAGUAUUGAUAUGCUUACAAAUAAACUUGAAGAUACUUUACCAGUGAUUAAAGAAGUUUGCAAUCAGUUUCAAAAUCCUGACCAUACAACAUUUGUUUGUGUGUGCAUUUCAGAGUUUCUAUCACUUUAUGAAACAGAAAGACUUGUUCAAGAACUAACUCGAAUGAAUAUUGAUAUAUCUACAAUAAUUGUCAAUCAACUUGUUUUCCCAAGAACAUCAUCUGGUACAAGGUGUGAUCUUUGUGUUGCUAGGUCAAAUAUCCAAAAUAAAUAUUUUGAACAGAUUAAAGAUUUAUAUGAAGAUUUUCAUGUAAUUAGACUACCCUUAUUACCAAGAGAAGUUCGUGGAUAUGUUCAAAUUAAAGAUUUUUCAAACUUCCUUGUUAAACCAUACAAUCCUCCGGCCUGAUCUCCUCCCCUGGUCUGAUAAUAGAUAUACUUUUGUUGAACAAUUCAACUGGACUUAAGGUGUUGAAUGAAUGGAAACGUGUUAAAAGAAUGGAAGAAAAAGUUAGAAAGUUCAUAUUUCUUGAAAUAAAUUUUCUAAUAAACAGUU